CGACGCGCCCUUCCGGUCGACUACAGUCCGCAAUAGCACUGGUGUUAAGAAUAUCCUGGCUACCCCUCAUCUGUGCCGCUUGACCGUCGUACGCCAUGAUGGCCAGAGCAGCCUCACCUCCUGAUACCAUCGAAGAGCCUCCCACCAAGAAAAUCAAGAGAGACAGCACCAACGAGCAUGCGGACCCCGAUGAGCUCGACGAAUUGGACAACAUACCGGCCGAGGACUCUUCUUUGAAAGCUUCGGAUCUGUACCUUGACACUAUUAACCGAGCCGCGCUCGAUUUCGACUUCGAGAAAGUUUGCUCGGUGUCAACAUCCAAUGUUAACGUGUACGGAUGCCUUAUUUGCGGAAAAUACUAUCAGGGGCGUGGUCGUAAGUCGCCUGCCUAUGCCCAUUCGAUCCAUGAGGAUCACCAUGUCUUCAUCAAUCUCGAGACCACCAAGGUCUAUGUGCUUCCAGACGGUUACCCAGUGAACGAUCCGUCCUUGGAAGACAUUGCAUUCGUUCUCGCUCCUUCAUUCACAACAGCAUCCUUGCCCCAGGCCUCAUCUCCGCUCUAUACUUCCAAGCCUUCGUAUGAUCUAUCCUCCAAGCCGUACCUCCCGGGUUUCAUCGGCCUUAACAAUAUCAAGAAGCACGAUCACAUGAAUGUGGUUAUUCAGUCCCUUCUCCACGUACCUCCUUUGCGCGACUAUCUCCUUCUCUCGCGUUUCGCUGGGAAGGAACCCGAACUUCUGAAACGGUUUGCUGCUUUGACUAAGAAACUCUGGAAUCCGCGUCUCUUCAAGAGUCAGGUCAGCCCCCACGAGUUCCUGCAGGAGGUCGGCCGAGCGAGCGCGGGGAAGUUCCGACUAGAGAAACAGGGUGAUCCUGUGGACUUCCUCAGUUGGCUGCUGAACCAACUCCAUAAGGAUACAGGUGGCAGUAAAAAGGCGAACUCCAGCAUAAUCUUUUCUUGUUUCCAAGGUCAGCUGCGAAUGGAGACCCAACAAAUCGUUGUGCGACCGGACGCCGGACUGAACGAGAAACCCCGAUUUGACAUCGACCGAGAGACGAAAACCACCAUCUCCCCAUUCCUCUUCCUGGCCGUCGAUUUGCCUCCGCCACCUCUCUUUCAAGACGCGGUGGAGAAGAAUAUCAUACCACAAGUCACUAUCCAAAGCGUCUUGGCGAAAUACGAUGGGAAAACAACCUUGGAAAAUGUCGCAAGAGGGCAACUACAACGGUUUAAAUGCCUGAGACUGCCGCAGUACAUCAUAUUGCAUUACAAACGGUUCACGAAGAACAACUUCGUGGAAGAAAAGAACCCGACCAUAGUGAACUUCCCGCUGCGAGGCCUUGACUUCGGCGAAUAUCUGAAUGCUCCGUCUUCACAUCCGCCGACGAUGUAUGACCUCUUAGCUAACGUCACGCAUGAGUCAGUUGCCGGAACAACUCGUGAUAAGGAGAACACCGUCUGGAAAGUACAUGUCCGAGCGGGAAGUGGCGAGGGUGAGAAAUGGUUUAUGAUACAAGAUCUGAUCGUCGAAGAGACCCGUAAGGAGAUGAUCUUCCUAGGAGAGACCGUGUUACAGAUAUGGGAGCGCCGGGCCACGACCGGUGAUGAGAGACAUCGACGCAUGGAAGUAGACAGAUGACAUUUCGGUGCUAUGUACCUAAUUUCUACGCCCGGGAUGUGACUGGUCAUGACGGCAAGCAAUUGGAGAGAUUUCUCGAAUCUGUCAUCGUUUCGCGGCGACGUCUAAACCUCGUCCAUGCUGUUACUUGGUUGUCGUGUCCGUUAGAGAUGGAGUGGAAUGAAAAGAUUGCAUCACGCAAGAGCUUUGUCAUUCCGCAACUGCGAUGGUCUGGGCGCGAAUAUUCUCAGGGAUUGGCACCAGCAGAAGGGCGUGAGUGCUGUUGGUCGUUGGGUAUCGUGAUCUUUCCGUCGGACGUGAGUGCUCCCCUUUCUCGUGUCUUCGCAAGUGACGCAACGGCAGAAUCCCUUCGCUGUUCCUGACCACCGUCGAUCCCAAGGUCCGGUGGGUGGGGCUGCACAAGCGGCUUGAAUAUAUACACGCCGGAUAUAACGCCUGCGAUUCAUCACGGAUUCAAGCUCGCAACAACCGCAGCAGUUCAUCAGUAUUACCUGUUAACGCCGCGAUAAAGUAUGGUAGGAGAGGGCGCCGAG
Punctularia strigosozonata HHB-11173 SS5 is the source of this 2173-nucleotide messenger RNA. Its product is annotated as cysteine proteinase. Gene Ontology annotation, molecular function: cysteine-type deubiquitinase activity; zinc ion binding. The transcript has 9 exons. The record is from RefSeq and is a predicted model, not a curated record. The coding region runs from base 96 to 1640 and encodes 514 amino acids. Lineage: Eukaryota; Fungi; Basidiomycota; Agaricomycetes; Corticiales; Punctulariaceae. Gene Ontology annotation, biological process: spliceosomal complex assembly; protein deubiquitination; mRNA processing.